AUGAAGAGCAUCAAAGCAGGUUUGUCGGCUCCGAAAGAAGAGAGCAACGCCGCGGCAGAAAAACGAUUAUCAAAGCCUUUGCCUAUCAAACCACUGCCAACACCGCCUUCCGCGUUGAUCAUUGACGACACUUCACGAAACCACAUUACAAAGCUAAUUCUCACUUGGCUCAACAAUCUAAGCAUCCCUAUAAAGCCCUGGGCCGAGGUAUUAAACAAGAUCUCCAUCGAGAUACUCCAGAAAUUGUUCGACAGCGACAAUAGCAGCAGAGAGACCAACAAGCACAUUUGCAUAGAGAUGCUGUAUGUAAAUGCGCCCAAGGAUUCCAAAUUCCUCGCCAAUGUAAUGCAUGGACCACCCAUCCACGAUGGCGAGCAUACAAUGCACUUUCCAAUUGGCGGAACUAUUCGCAUUUACGGGUUAAAUGCAAAUGAUGAAACUUUCACAAAAACCUUAAUUGAACUGGUACAGAGUCUCGUUUACUUGACCUACAGUCUCUAUUUGGAAGCUUAUGUGAUGCGAGAUAGUCAUGUGAAAUUGGCCAUAUCAACAGCAGCUCCUAACACUCCUAAUACAGCCACAACAAUGCAAACAGCAACUGAAUCCAGCCACGCUGACAUGACUACAAAAUUGAGCUCACAUCACAUUAAAAAGACGACUGAUUCGAGCGGUCUAUUUGGCUGGCUAAAAAAACUAGCGACGAGCAGAGACUUACCGACGACUCCACCACCAUCCAUAGACAGCGAAAAGACAGUACGAAGAAAAAGUAACCCACUCGCCACUGUAAGACGAGGCCUAUCAUUGAACAAUUUGAGCAAAAAGUUGCAACAAGCAGCCGCUACAACAACAGAUGCAACAACAGUGAAUGCAUUGCCGUUUGAUUUUGAUACGAUUACAGAAGGGGAUCCUCAUCGAUUUUGCAAACUAAAAAAGAGAAUUGAAUUUGCAUUGAUCUCAUCUUCCCCUGAAUGUCACUUUCCUUACCCGAACUUGCUCAAUCGACUCGAAACAGAGGAAAAUAUGAUGAUUGAACAAAAGAGAUUGCUGAUGCUACAAGAGGAAUCAAUGGCACCAGUAGCAGACAUUGCACGACCUUUGUCUAAACAACAACAAAGACGACGAUCGUCGCUGGUAUCUUCAUUUUCACAAUCCGUGAAGAGAUCCACCAUUGUACCUGAAGCUCAGCUGCCUCAGUCGAUCACUGCCUACGUCUCUAUACGAAUUCCCACAUUGCUAGCAGACAGUCGACAUGGAUUAGAGCAUUUGCUGCUGGAUACGACAUCAUUGAAUAGCUUCAAACAGCAUCAAAGUAUCACCAUUGGAUUCACCUGUUAUCCGAUCGGAUGUCCUGACCGUCCUUGUUUGGGGCCUCUCAUGAGCAAAAUUGACUAUUUUCGUUACGAAUCACCAGUAGAUAGUACAACCACCCUAUUUCCUAGUAUUGAUCAGUCAUUAGGCCACACCAUCCGUCAUUGGUGUAACCAGAGUCAAUCUUCUUGUCAACUUCACAUUGACGAGCAGGCACAGUUUAUACCCAACCUAUUAAACAACACACCCAAUCCUCUAAACAACUCGACGCAGAGACCAGAUACCCUCCACCACGAAAAGCCAUCAGAAUCUUCCAUAUAUACACUAGCAACCCCUCUUCUCUCGUCCUCUAGGUCAUCUACUAUGCUGAAUAAUCGACAGUGCAGCAAGUUCCAUGGAUGUCAGCAGCCGUUGAUCGACCAUAUCUUUAGCUUCACACAUGGCAUUGGCAGAAUCAAUGUCUACGCAAGCACCGAGUCUACCUGUGUCAUGCGCGAAAAAGACAGGAUUGUCACUUGGCUUGUGUGCAGUGUGUGCGAUGCCAGCACUAGGCCGCUUCUGUUGAGCAAUGAAGCUGCUUCCUUUUCAUUUGCAAAAUACCUGGAACUUUUGUUUUACAGCACAAAACUAGCAUCACCUGAAUCGUUUUGUGCUCAUACGACAAGCACGCAUGCCACAAACACUAAAUCAAUUAUCAGUCGCUGCUUUCUGUACAAUGGCAUUGCAUUCAAAUUCACCUACGAAGAUGCCAAAUACUAUGAGCUUCGGGCGCCUCGUAUACAAAUUGCCCCUGAAACACUCGUCGGCGACAAACUCACCUUUGUUGCGCCCAGGGUAGGCGUGUCGACAUUAAUGGAAUGGAAACACAAAAGUGCCGAGCGAGACGUGGAUCUGUUCUUUCAAUCAAUUCGUGCGCAUUUGGAUCUAUUGAACCAUUACACUAUUGCAGAGAGCAAACGAAAGGCACGCAUCCUUGGCAAUGAGACAACUAGCGCAAAGCAGCAGCUGCAGUCAGAGUCAAGAGCACUCGAUUUGGAAAUCAAAGGUUUGAGCAAGCGAUUGGAUGCAGAUCAUCAAGCCAUGCUCUACGCUUUGUCAGAUACCAGCCUCAAUGAAUUGAACGAUUUCAGGAGAUACUUUGCGAUACAGUCUGAAUCCAUCAUUCGGUACCUGACAGACUGGCAGCAGCUCAAGUGCGAUGAAGUGACGGAUGCUUGUGGCUGGGACAGUCCUGAUUAUAUCUCACAAAAAACGGUGCACUGCUUUCCUGGCUCUUCAGUCCUUGUAAGAGAAGACGAACCCACAUCUAUUAUCGCCUACAGUCUAAGCUCAAAUGACUACAUACAAGAAAUCUUGCACGAUGAAGAUACAGCCAACCACGACAGCACGACUGCUACUACCAAUAGCAGUAGCAAGAACCCUUCUAUACCCAGUUUGUCAUCCACCAAUACAACAGAAUCCAGUAGGACGACAGCAGAACCGCCUCCACCUAUGCCCAACUCUGCAAAGAAAAAGCUGCCACAGCUACCAAACAUCAUUGACGGCUAUUAUUCGUCCAUUGAACGCAAAUACAUAUCACCAUCUACUGGAGCGACGUCAGAAACAGCCUCCUUUCGCACGAUGAUCACAGAAGUAGUAAAGUCAAGUGUUGUUGAGGUCAGCAUUAAUAACUCAAAGCGUUUGGAGGAUUUGAAAGCAAGAUUAUCCCCAUGGACAAAGAAGCAAGAGGAGACCAAGCUGGAGAAUGCUUACGAGGGUGCUGAUCUGAAGCGAGACCUGACGGAGCGUACAUUGAAGCCGCUGGCUGCUGUUCAACAACAGGAGGAGACAAGAGAAGUCAAGGUGGCAUCCUACUUUUAUGAGAAUGCGGAUCAACAGCCUGUCAAUGGCAAAAAGAUGAUUAGCCCGCACAUCAAGCACAAAUUCGUUCAUGAAGGAAUCGAGUUUACAUGCAUCAUCUAUUAUGCCAAGGAGUUCGAAAUGCUUCGUAGGCAGUGCAACAUUAAUCAAUUAAUGAUAGAAUCACUGUGUCGAUGUCAAACCUGGACAGCCAGCGGAGGCAAGAGCAAAAGCCAUUUCUACAAGACGCAAGACGAUCGAUUUGUCAUCAAGGAAAUGAUGAAUGCAUGGAACGUGGCUGAAAAGGACGCCUUUCUCAAAUUUGCGCCCAAAUACUUUGACCAUGUCAACAAGUCUGCUAACGAACCAUCUGUGCUGGCAAAGAUAUUUGGGUUCUUUACUAUCAGAAUGAAAAAUGCAGCUGACAAGAAAUCCAUACUCAACCUCGACCUUCUCGUCAUGGAGCAUUUGUUCUUUCAUCAGAACAUUAUCAGGAGAUUUGACUUCAAGGGGAUACAAGAUCGACAUGUGGAAGAGUUCCGCAAACAGCAAAAUGAUACUACAUUGUGGGACGGAGAUUGGUUAAAUGAAUACAGGACAAGAUUGCCAGUCCAUGAGCAAUCAAAAUCGACCAUGGAGCUAGCCAUCAUCAGCGACACGGAUUUCUUGUCGAGAUGCAACAUUAUGGAUUACUCAUUGCUGGUUGGUAUUGACCAAAGCAACUCGGAAAUGACAGUUGGCAUUGUUGAUUUCAUUGGUGCGUACACCUGGUAUAAGAAGUUGGAGUCUAAAAGCAAAUCAACGUUGCAACCGAGGAAAGAAGUUACCGUCGUUCCUCCAGAUCAGUACAAGCAUCGAUUCUGUAGAGAGGUAUGCGACUAUUUUGUCGCAGUGCCAGGUAAAUUUGACCUUGUCAUACCGUCGAAAUGCUUACCGAGUUUGUUGAUAUAA
Molecule: messenger RNA, 4098 nt
Organism: Mucor velutinosus
Lineage: Eukaryota; Fungi; Mucoromycota; Mucoromycetes; Mucorales; Mucoraceae
Exons: 9
Coding region: 1-4098 (1365 amino acids)
Biological process (GO): phosphatidylinositol phosphate biosynthetic process
Cellular component (GO): endosome membrane; fungal-type vacuole membrane
Molecular function (GO): 1-phosphatidylinositol-3-phosphate 5-kinase activity
Source: RefSeq, a predicted model, not a curated record